This is a messenger RNA of Aureobasidium melanogenum CBS 110374, 1515 nucleotides long. RefSeq names its product PCI-domain-containing protein. NCBI's taxonomy places the organism in Eukaryota, Fungi, Ascomycota, Dothideomycetes, Dothideales, Saccotheciaceae. The record is from RefSeq and is a predicted model, not a curated record. The coding region runs from base 1 to 1515 and encodes 504 amino acids. Gene Ontology annotation, cellular component: proteasome regulatory particle. The transcript is spliced from 3 exons. Gene Ontology annotation, biological process: proteasome-mediated ubiquitin-dependent protein catabolic process.
AUGGGUGACCCGCAGUACAUGAAGUUCCCCGACCUCAGACUGGCCCAGUCUGUCUUCACCCUCGCCUCACCGUCUGCCUCAUCCUCAGCGAAACAAACCUCCCUCACAGCUCUUCAAGAUGCCAUCCGAGAGCACAAGAUGGCUCCCUUAUAUCACUACCUCGCACAUCCUCAGACUGGCAAGCUGAAUGGCUCUGGAGAAUCUGGCUCGACCCAGAAGUCCUCAUCAUCCUCGCACAUGCCAUCACUACGAAGAACAUCCAGCAUCAAUACAACCAGUAUCAUUGGUGUUCUCGGUGGUGUCAAGCAGACUGACGGUGCUGAUUUACCAUGGGAUGAAAAGUUGUACGAGUCCAUGAAGCGCGAGAACGAGGAAGAGUUGGCCGCCAUCCAGAAGGAGGAGGACGAAGCUGCUGAGCGCGAAGGUGACACUGAGGUCAACACUGCCCGUGGCAAGCGCGCUGAGCUCUAUGCACGUAUUGGCGACAAGGACAAGGCCCUUGAAGCUUUCGAGAAGCUGUUGGAAAAGACUGGUAUUCUGGCAUCAAAGAUCGACAUUGUUCUGGCUAUCAUCCGCAUCGCCAUGUUCUUCGACGACAAGACCUUGGUCAAGAAGAGUGUUGAGCGCUGUUCCGCCUUGGUCGAGUCUGGUGGUGACUGGGACCGUCGCAACCGCCUAAAAGCCUACCAAGGUCUCCACCUCAUCACCAUCCGCUCUCAUGCUGCCGCCGCUCCUCUCCUUCUCGACUCCCUCAGCACCUUCACAGCCACCGAGCUCUGCUCAUACAGUAACUUGGUUGUCUACGCUGUUCUCGCUGGUAGCGUAGCUCUUCCUCGCCGUGACUUCAAGUCGCGUGUUGUUGACGCUCCCGAAAUUCGCGCCAUUGUCGGUUCAGAAGACGCCAACGAGAGACUCGCUGGCCUUUCAGGUGCUGUCUCCUCACAACCAUCAGCUGGCACUGACGCUAGUGCUAUGGACGUCGACACCACCUCAUCAGCCACUCCUAAGCCUGCCGUAGUCAACCUCACCACUCUGAGUUCAGGCUCCGCCGAGCAAGAAAAGGCCGAACCCGAAAUCGACUUCUCCCCUCUCGCCCAGAUGAUCCGCUCCCUCUACUCAGGCCACUACCAAAACUUCUUCCGCGCCCUUAGCACAGUUGAAACCCAGUUCCUCGCCCAAGAUCGUUAUCUCUAUGAGCAUCGCCGCUGGUACGUCAAGGAGAUGCGCCUGCGCGCUUAUGCCCAAUUGCUGCAAAGUUACAAGGUUGUGGGUCUGGAGAGCAUGGCUCAAAGCUUCGGAGUCAGCGUCGAUUGGUUGGACCGUGAUUUGGCUCCAUUCAUUGCUAGCCAGCGCCUGCCUUGCACUAUCGAUCGUGUCAAGGGCGUCAUCGAGACACAACGUGCUGGUGACAAGAACAAGCAGUACACUGAUGUUGUCAAGCAAGGUGACCAGCUGAUCACCAAGCUGCAAAAGUACGGUCAAGUCGUCAGACUGCGUGGUAGCGAGAGAACUUGA